CUUCCCUUCAAGGCGAUGGUGCUGUGCCUCGCCCUUCUCUCAGCCGCGCGAGUAAAUUAAUUAUUGUUCUUUUAGUUUUCCCCUUCUUUUUCUUUCUCAUCUUCAUGCCUUUUUUUUCCUGUUAUGGACUUCAAGUGUUGACGAAAUGCAUCGCAAGGUUUUUGUUCUGAGUGUCCCGCUCGUCUCCUUCUUGUUAGUCACAGCGAGCUUGUAUCUUGGUCGAGAUCAUAUAACCAGAUUAUCUGAGGCAUACCUACCGCUUCAUGCGCCCUCCUCCCUUAAGACCACGUCUACGGAAACAAUAUCUUUACCUUUGAGUACGACGUCAGUUCUGGAUGACUCGCCUGUUAUUGAGGAACCUCCUUCAUAUUCGACACUUGACACUUACACCACAAGUACAAUCGAGGUACAUACUACACCAACGAUCUCCUCUACAACUUCAGCAGCACCGUCACCAACAAUUACGAAAUCUGCCAUCCCAAUCGCAAAUGGCUCCGUUCUCUCUACCGAGCGCAUUACACCUUACAUCCACGCAAUCCUCGAUCCUACUUCAAAAGAGCGCCCUCGUCUUCAAUGCCCUCCCUUGGACACCAAGCGAUACAAGGACCUUCAAAAGAAGAAGGACGCUCGCGGAGGCAAAAUCGACGAGCAUCCAAUUGACUUCUUCUUUGCCCUUAAUUUGCGCAAUGUCGUAGGCCUUCUUCCUCGCCUCAUGGGCAGCAUUGUGGAGGCCAUUCAAUUCCUUGGACCUGAACGAUGCGCCCUCUCAAUCGUCGAAGGCAAUUCUCCCGAUGGAACUGCCGACGUUCUUGUCGCCUUGCGCCCAUUCCUCGAAGAGCUUGGAAUUACUUACUUUUACAACAACUCUGCGAUUAACCCGUCCAAGGGUCCUCGCAUUCGCAAGUUGGCCCAAUUGCGAAACUUGGCCUUGGAGCCGCUGUUUAAGAAGAAGGUUCCCGCUGCCGAUGACACUACUGUCCUCUUCAUCAACGAUGUAGCUGCUUGUCCGGAUGAUCUACUUGAACUUGCGCUUCAGCGUCGUAAGCUGAAUGCCGAUAUGACCUGCGCUAUGGACUUUACCUACGCUGGUCCUGAUCCCACAUUCUACGACGUAUGGGUCGCCCGAACACUAGCGGGAGACACAUUCUUCCCCAUCCCCGAAGACGGAUCAUGGGACAAUGCCUGGGACUUAUUCAGAGGAAACCGAGAAGCACGAAUGCGAUACGACGCCCAUCUUCCUUUCCAAGUCUUCGCCUGCUGGAACGGCGCAACAGCCUUCUCAGCCGCUCCAAUCCUCAGCGGCCUACGGUUCCGCGAUCCCAAAAAGGACGAAUGCUUCCAAGGCGAGCCGCAAUUGUUCUGCAAAGACCUGUGGCACAGGGGCUACCGAAAGAUCGCAGUCGUACCCAGCAUUAGCUUGGAGUACACAGAUGCGAGAGGCAAGGAUAUCAAGAAGUUGAAGGGCUUUACGAAUGAGGUUAUACAGCAUAUGGAGGAGGAUAAAGCCCAUAUUGAGUGGCAGUACGAGCCGCCGGAGAAGGUCAAGUGCAUGCCUUCUUUUGAUCGCCAGACGUGGCUACCGUGGGAUGAGUCAUUGAAACGAUAGAUGUUUUACGGUUGUUUUCUUUUGUUUUUUUUCUGCAAUUGGGUUAUACCAGCAUUGUUAGACUUGGGUGGUGUUGAUGGAGUUCAUUCAUGGCUGUCUAUUCUCUGUACCAAAGAAUCAUAAACUUCACGAUGAAAUCAUCAUACGUUUCCGAGCAUCAAGAUAAUGGCUUGAAGGCCGUUAAUGGCUAGUUCAUGGAUGACGAUUGUCAUGUGCAGAAUGGUUACAUCGAGUCGGAAGUGGCAUGUCCACCGUCUCAGUUCAACGUUAACUCAGAUCGCCAAGGGCACGCUAGUUCGCUGCAAGUCACUGGGCAGUGCUCAGCCCUAGCGACUAAUUAUAGGCCAUCGUAAAGUCAAUGCGAAGCCACAUCGAACACGGACAUGGCCGUUGCGAUGGCUGCUUACUGGUCAUGGGGCACCUGAAAGGCGAAAGCGCCUGGUAUGAACAUUCACUCGGGCCAUUAAGAUUUCUACUUUUAUGUUGAGCAAUUAAGUACAGCAACACUGUUGACAAUAUCUAAUUCAUCUAGUGUCUUACGUCGUAAUCUAUCUGAUGCGUUCUGAAGUUAUUCGAGGGUAUGAGCUAGCGGUAGAGCUCCCAGUGCCAACAAGCAAGAUAACAUAAAUACCCCCAUCCAGAAAUCCAUUCUCAUACACAAAUCCGUAUGUUCGUCAUUCAUCUCUCAGUCUCACAUUCCCUUUCCCUGAAUACGCUCCGCAGCAAUACCAUAGGCAGAGAGGGUGUCGCCAACCUCACAUGGAUCCUCUCCGAACUCAACCUUCUCAAAUCCUUGUGGGCGAUCCUUUUCCAAGGCCAUCUUGCCCAUUUGCGCCUGGCAUCGGAAGCUUCCAAAUCGAUAUUCGACCACAGACCGACCGCCCUUUGAAGCGUCACCCUGAACAAUGAGCUCGGUGAUCUCAUCGACCUCAAAGACGAAGCGUUCCUCGAAGAACUCUGUGAGGCAGCUGGGGUUAACAAAGGUGCUUUUCCCAGUGAUGAUGAGAACACGCGAUGCAGGUCCCAUAAUGGCUUGUUCCCCAUACUUGACGCGGUUGUGAGUGACUCGCACAGGGAAGCCGCGAACACUAAGACCCUGUGUAAGAGACUUGGAGAGGAGAAGCUGAGCAGGGCCGGGAGUGAAGAAGACGACCUUUGCAGCUGCGGUUUCGUGGCGCUGCCAGUCGGGCUCGUUAAUGACAGAGCACCAGAUGCGUCCGACGUUGCGGAUCUGUCCAAGCAGUUCAUGAUGAGUAACAUCAGGUGGGAGAUUGGUCAACCAAAGGGCGCAGUUCUGCUCUGGGGUGAGACUCAGUGCGCUUGCAUUUCGGGUGUUAUGUUCUCCUUUGUAGUUGUCGGAGAAGAUAGACUCGCGCGCUUCAUCUUCGCGGGUCGUGUGGCUGGGAGGGCGAGUAAUAGCAGCCAUGGGCCUGAAGCCACGGGCAUUUUGUUGAUGAGCAGCCAAACUCAACUUUUGACGAUGGUCGUCUUGGUUCUGGAGGUAAGGUCCCUUCUUCAGAGCGUCCUCGAGCCAGGAGGGGAGAACAGGACGCUGAGCCUCUUGGAUGGGAGCAGGGGGUGUCCGAGCAGGGGGGAGAGUUAUUGGGGAAGCCAUGCUUUGGUGCUCGUUGAUUCCGAGUUGGCUGAAGUGCCCCCUGAGGCCUUCCCAUAAGGCUGGAGACGGAGCCAAGGCCCCAGGAAACAGGCUUCUGGUUGAAGCAGCAUGGUCGGGAGGAGGAACAGCAGGCUGGCGGAUAGGAUUGGCUGGUGUAGCUAGCCCAGCCACAUUCGAGUUGAAGGGCAUAGGCUUUUGAGGCGUGAAAUUGCAAGGCUCAUGGUUACGCAUAUACAUAGAGAUUGGGCCGAUUCGGAACUGAGGAGCUCGAUAAGCGGGAGUUUCCUCAAUGACAGCGUUCAGAUUGGCCUGGGGAAGAGGGCCUCGAUCCCUGUGGAGACUAGGUGAUUCACCAGCAGCCUGUGAGAACGGCAUGUGGGAUUUGUUCUUGAGUUCGGAACCUGUGCUGAUAGUGCUAGGCCUUGUGAAUGGGCUGCUCAGCUGAUAAGGCGGAGGAGUAACGUCGAGAUCAGGGCUGCUGGAGCUCUCACGAGUGGUUGGAGUGGGAGGCGUUUCCAUCUUGAAGAAUAGUCAAGAUAGAACUGGUGGUGACGUUGAUUUGAAGAUGAAUAAUUCUGAUGUGCUGGAUAAGUGUCGAUAGAGUAGGGUACAGUAGAGGAGAGUUGAGUGAGAUGAUGAUAAUCAAGAUUCGAAAGCCAGUAGAAGCGAAGAACAAUUUAUAGUCUAC
Fusarium odoratissimum NRRL 54006 is the source of this 3909-nucleotide messenger RNA. RefSeq lists its product as uncharacterized. Lineage: Eukaryota; Fungi; Ascomycota; Sordariomycetes; Hypocreales; Nectriaceae. The transcript is spliced from 3 exons. The record is from RefSeq and is a predicted model, not a curated record. The coding region runs from base 146 to 1606 and encodes 486 amino acids.